Zootoca vivipara (common lizard) is the source of this 11559-nucleotide messenger RNA. RefSeq names its product pyridine nucleotide-disulphide oxidoreductase domain 2 (gene PYROXD2). NCBI's taxonomy places the organism in Eukaryota, Metazoa, Chordata, Lepidosauria, Squamata, Lacertidae. The record is from RefSeq and is a predicted model, not a curated record. Gene Ontology annotation, molecular function: oxidoreductase activity.
UACCCAAUACUGUAUAAUCUACAUUACAAAGCUUUAUGAAAGAAUGUGUCCUUAUUGCAGUGCUUUCUGCAUAGUGACCCAGGCUUAUGAAUAACUUCAGAACAAGCUCCGCUGUUAGGAAACAAAGAAACAGGAGGUUGGACUAGGUCAGGGAAGGGGAACUUGCUGCUCUCCAAACAUUUUUGGGCUCUAUCAGAUUCGGCCAACUGCCAGAGAUGGUGGACAGUCGUAGCCCAGCAAUUUCUGGGGGGCCACAGAUACCCCUUCACUAGAUUGGGGUUGUUGAUCAGUUGCCAUAAAGCUGUUGUUUGAUACAGUAUUUAUACUGCUGAACUCCCAGCUGAGGUUGCCACCUUUUCCUCUAAGCAAGCUCCGUAUUCUUAACAGCUAAAUGAUGGACAGAUUUUCCAAAUGGAAUAGCUUUGCCUAGUGUGGAGAUGAUAAUAAAAGGGAGAGGGAGGGUUGUGCUUGCUGAAUUUCUGCUUGCUGUGCAACUGUUUAUUCAUUUUAUCUACUAUUUAUAUCCUCCUCCUCUUGAGGAUAGCUUUCAGCGGAAUAAAGCAUUUGUCAGGAAAAGGUUGGCGGCUGUUCUUCCAAGGAUGAUGGGCAUAGAGCAACGAGAACCUAGGCGUCAGACUUUUAUUAAAGGUUCUAUAUAUACUAAUACUGGACUCCUUAUCCGAGUGUGGGUGUUUGUUUAGCAAAAAAGAUACCACCCAUGUGCCAGGAGGCUCUGAGAAACUCCAAGCAUUGAAUGAAAUACUAAGAAGUCUUUAGAAACAAAAACUGUUAAAGCGAGCAGGCGAGACGAAGAACAGCCUAAUAAGAACUGAGCAUUCUCGGUGACCGUACAGUGCUGCUAUUUUGUCACAAGGUGGGGGUUAAAAGUGUAAAGUGGGAAAGAGGGAAGGCAGAAUGGUGUAUCAUGGAAGGGAGGCAAUGGCUGGCUGCUUGGAACCCUGAAUCAGGCACAAUGUUUUGCUGCAGGUCCCACUUGUGAAAUAAUCUAAAGUAUGCUUCCAUUUCUUCAAAGAUUGGUUUUCUAGGCUGAAAAGAGUGACAAACAGUAUAAAGCUGUGUCUUUCUACAUUGCCAUUUCCUUCUUCAGUUAGAAACCAAUCUGUUUUUUUUUUAAAAUUAAGUCACAUGGUCACAUUCUCAUUAAAAUGCUAAGCAGAAAUAUUAUUUAAUCUCUGAGAGAUCCCUAUUUGCAAAGGGAUGGUUUGGUACCAAAAACAUUGUAUAAGAUAGUGGAUAUAUCAGCCUAGUGUGGUAUAUAAUUAUACCAAUAGAUAUCAGAGGUUAAUUAUUUCUUUAAACGCUUGACUGGAAGCCCUUCUCAUCUCAGCUGCCUGCCUGCGUUGGCAUUCAGUAAGGGGGAAAUACUCUCUGCAGUGCUCUGAGCACAGUUCUUUGAUUUGGUUUAAAGUCCUGCGUCACUUUUCCAAUAUCAUACUUGAGCUCCAAAGUGCACCAUAACAUUUUAAAAGUAAAAUAUGUCAAUCUAUAUCCACAUUGGCAUAAUAUCCAAACACAAUAGAUGAAAACUGCAAAACAAUAAACAGUUCAAUACACAAUAUAGUUCCAUAUGUUUCAGUUCCUCUGGGUGCUUUUAUUUAGAAGGUGGAGUAUAAAAUAAUUCAAAACUAAUGUAUCAGAAAAAAUACAUUUAUAUUAUUUGUAUUACAUUUAUAUCUCGCUUUUUCUACAAGGUGGACAAAGUGGUAUGCAGGAUUUUCCUCCAUUUUAUCCUCAAGACAAGGGCACCCAGCAAGCUACAUGGCUGAAUAGGGAUUUGUACCUUAGUCUCCCAGGUCCUAGCCCAACACACCAAUAAGUAAGCCUGACUGAUGACAGUGGUUUACAGCUGCGUAAACAUGCAUAGAAUUUCACUGCCUGCUGCUCCCUACUGGAAAUACAGUAAGAAAUCUAACAACACAAAACACUCUGGCCAAGCUAAGGAAGCCCUGAUGUCCUCUUUGUAGGUGGAUUUAACGCACAUCUUUUUUAACCGAGGGUCCUUUUGAGUCGCCUCUUGCAGCCCCCACCUAGAUUUGCUUCCUCGGUGAGCGCCAGGUUAGCCUUCCACAUGCUUCAAGCUGAUCAUUGACGCUGACAAGUUCUAAGGCUGACUCUUGAUCAAGACAAAUAGGCAGCUCGCCUGGUGCCGCAUUAGCGAGGCUUUGCUUGUCUCGUCCCCGACUGAGGAGCUGCUUUGCGUGUUCACGUCGCAGCUCGGGCCCUCUAGUACUCCCCACAACUCUUUCCAUAUGUCUUUUUGGCCAAAUAAGGGGCCCCUUCGUGCAUCGGAUGAAGGCAGCUGCAACUUGCAACCCAGGAAAGCAGAUGUGUUCCCCAAUAAACUUAACCCGUACCUUCUCUUCGCUCCUUCCUCACUUUCCCUGCGGACCUUUGCAUUUGGGGCGGUUCACUCGCCCGCUCCGUCUGCCCUCCCGCUUCCUCUCGGCCCCUCCUUCCUUGCAAGCUCCCCGCCCCACGCCCCUUCUCCCUGGGACUGGGCUGGAAGCGCGAGGCGAAUAGCAAAGUCCUUCCAGGCGUCAUGAUGGCCGCGAGGCCCCGUCGGUGGCUGCGCGCCGCUGCUGCUGCUCUCCUGAGGAUCCCGGGGGGCAGCAGAGGGUGCCACGUCGGGGCUGCAGGCUCCCUGAAGCGGGAGUACGACGCCGUCGUGAUAGGGGCAGGACACAAUGGACUGGUGGCUGCUGCCUACCUGCAGAAAGGUGGUUUGAAGACAGCUGUGCUGGAGAGAAGACACCUCGUGGGGGGUGCAGCAGUCACUGAGGAGAUUAUCCCAGGGUUUCGCUUCUCCAGAGCCUCCUACCUGCUCAGUCUGUUGAGACCCCAGAUUUACUCAGAGCUGGAGUUAAAGAGACAUGGUUUAAAAGUGCUUCCACGUGACCCUUAUUCCUACACACCGCUACUGGAGGAUGGUCGGGCCGGAAAAGCCCCCCGCUCACUGCUGCUGGGGAACAACAUGGCUGACACACAGAGCCAGAUUGCUCAGUUCUCUGUAAAGGAUGCCCAGGCCUUUCCCAAGUAUGAGGUGUUCAUGAACCGCUUGGUGUCAGCCAUAGACCCUCUUCUUGAUACCUGCCCUUUGGAUGUGGCUGGUUUCAGCCAGGGCUCCCUUCUUCAGAAGUUCAGAGCCUUACGAGGCCUACAGGCCCUGAUCCGUGCAGGCUUUACUCUGGGGAAACAGCUUCCGCAAUAUUAUCAGGUUCUGACGGCCCCCAUUUCCAAGAUCUUGGAUUUGUGGUUUGAGUCAGAGCCCCUGAAAGCAACACUGGCAACAGAUGCAGUGAUAGGUGCCAUGGCUGGUCCCCACACACCAGGCAGUGGGUAUGUGCUGCUGCACCAUGUGAUGGGUGAGCUGGAGGGGCGCCAGGGGGCCUGGGGCUACGUGGCUGGGGGCAUGGGAGCGCUUUCCCAGGCCCUGGCCAAUGCUGCAACUGCACUCGGGGCUCAGAUCUUCACGGACAAGACUGUUGCCCAGAUUCUUCUGAGCUCAGAUGGGAAGGUGCAAGGUGUUUGCCUCCAGGACGGAACAGAAGUGAAGAGCCGCCUUGUCCUGUCAAAUGCAUCUCCGCAGCUCACCUUUCUGGAAUUGACCCCUCAGGAGCAGCUGCCCCCAGAAUUUGUCCAGAGAAUCUCCCAGUUCGACUCACGCUCUCCAGUCACCAAGAUCAAUGUGGCUGUGGACCGGUUGCCUGAUUUCCGAGCGGCCCCCAAUGCCAGGGAUGGCUGCCCCUUGCCCCAUCACCAGUGCUCCAUCCACCUCAACUGUGAAGACAUGCAGCUCUUGCACCAGGCCUUUGAGGACGCCUGCCAGGGGAGACCGUCAAGCAGGCCCAUGAUUGAACUGUGCGUCCCGUCUGCCCUGGACCCCACACUGGCUCCACCGGGCUGCCACGUGGUCUCUCUCUUCACUCAGUACACCCCCUACACACUGUCCGGAGGGAAGCAAUGGGAUGACCGUGAGCGUGAGGACUAUGCUGACCGAGUCUUUGAUUGUGUUGAAGCCUACGCCCCUGGGUUCAAGGCCUCUGUCGUUGGCAGGGAUGUCCUGACACCUCCAGACCUUGAGCGGAUCUUUGGCCUACCUGGUGGGAACAUAUUCCAUGGAGCAAUGUCUCUGGACCAGCUGUAUUUUGCCCGGCCAGUGCCUUCCUAUUCCAGCUACCGAUCUCCAGUGGAAGGCCUCUACCUCUGUGGAAGUGGCGCUCAUCCUGGAGGAGGUGUCAUGGGAGCGGCAGGGCGCAAUGCGGCUAGAAUGGCUCUGGAGGAUUUUAAGAAGCCGUGACCUCCCCAGGAGGACCCUUGAGCUGCCCUGGCUCAGGAAAAGGGACUGAUGGGAAGACACUCUGCUGCAUUCUGUCUCUGGGCCCAGUGCUAGAGAGAGAUCUCUGGUCUUUUGCUCUGGGCAUUGCACAGCCAUGGAGGAGGAGGUGGCCACUGCUCUUGCAGAUAGAUGGACACAAGUGUGCCACAAGCGUGUUUGCAAAAUGCUCUUGCUACCACUACCGCUCCCAGCUAUAUAAAGCAGCUAAUGCGCUCCUCCUGAAUGCUCCCUUUGUACCCGAGGCUGCAGUUUCUUGCAAAGGCUCCGGUUUCUGCUUCCUUCUUUCUUGGGCUGGUUGGGAGAUGCAUCCUGUGGUUCCUGCUACAGGAAAAGGGGAAAAGUUUAGAGUCCUGGGUGAGGCUGGCUCCUGAGUAGAGACUGGGUAUUUUAGUAGAAUAGGGACCCACUGGGUUAAAAUGCCCUGCAGCACCAGCAUUUCUUCUGAAAGCCCAUCUAUGCUGCCCAACUUAGGAUAUAGGAGUUUGUCUUUGAGAGUCUGACCAUUGGGUCCAUCUAACUCAGGAGUGUCUGCACCGAUUGGCUAUAGCUCUCCAGGGUUUCAGGCAGGGGUGCUCUCCAUGCUCUACCUGGAGACGCCAGGGAUUGAUCCUGGAACCUUUUGCAUGCAGGCAGAUGUUCUGCCACUGAGCUUACAUCCCUUCCACCCCAACUUACAAGACAGCAUCUUAGCUUCUGUUCCUUAACGCACCAAAACACAGGCAUUCUGCAAACGUGGCUCCAAACACUGAACAAACUGUCCUGAGAAACAGCUUAAAAUUUACACAUCUCUGGAAGCUCAGUGUUUCAUGCCACCCCAAUCUCAGGGUUUGUGUUUUCUUUGGAAAUGAGGCACAGCAGAGACUGUGGUGUCUUUAUGAUAUAUGGUUUAUUUACACACAUAUACAACCUGAGCCUGCGAUAGAGGGGUUCACAGCAUCAACACCCCAAGAAGGUCUUGUUUUUUCCCUCAUAGCCACAGCCUUGGCAUCCAGCAGAAAUCAAUCAUUGCUCUGCUUCUCUCCCUUUCCAGCUUGCUGCUUUGUUUCUGGCUCACAUCACUACAACUCUCUGCCCUCCACUCUGCCUUUGUCCCCCUUAAGUACCCACGAGUUGGGGGAGGGGCACCACCCACUUGCCAUCUUGCACAGAACCCCUUUCCUUUGUUCCCCAUAAUGGCCCAUUGCCCAUGCUAUCGUCUCAACAGGAAGCUAGCCUGGCUUAUGUUUUAACACUUGCUGGGUCCAGGGGUUAGGAGUGUUCUAGCAUACAGCCUAUUCCCCACCCCCAAUUCAUAACACAAGAAGCAAGGCCAAGUUGUUACAGUGCUGCCUUAGCUAAGGGGCAAGGAGAGUCGGCUGCUAUCCGUGUCUGUUGACCUUGUGCUCCCUAUCCAAAGCCAGACAUGCCUGGCUGAGCCCCAGUCCAAAAGAGCCAUAUUUCUCACUAGCAAAGAGCAGCUGCUUGCAAACACCUCUCUGCAUUCGGACUGCAAAUCCAGCUUAGGAAGUGGCCGGUAGCCAGCUGUCCUCUCUGGUAAGAGCCACUGUUGGGUUUUGUGCCCGAGGCAGCCUGAUGAUCCCACGAAUCAGUUGCACUGGCUUUGGUCCAGUUCCACCCCAUUGAAAUCAAUGGGGAUAAAUCAGCUUAAAUCUAAAUACUCUGCUUUAAUUGGCGGAUGGAACUUAGCCAAAGUGUGUUGACACAAUAAGGAAAAAUCGAUAGGUAACUUUCCUCCCUAGCUAUGAUGGAUUGAUUACAUGUGAAGAAAUGAUUGUAAAAUCAUUGCCAACGGUACACUUAGAAAAUAUAUGUCCAAAGAUUAAAGAGGUUUUAAAAGACUGAGAAUCCAAUUUUCCUUUGUAAUAAUCUUUCUCACUUUUUGGGGGGGUGGGGGAACUCUGCCACUGACCUCUGGGAUGAGAAAGGCAGCCAGAAUGCAACAGCUUUGCCGGUGAGGUUGCCAGCAUUCACAAGGUGCCGUUUCCCCAGAUAUUCCUGCUGAGCACAAUAUCCAUUCAUUCCAAUGCGGCACAAAACUCAAUUGAAAUAAAUGGGUGUUGUGUGCAGCAGUUGACGGACUUUCCCAAGGAGAAAAGUCUAGUGCUGAUGGACGUCUUUGUGUUAUGUAAUGCUCUGCAACUGAUGCCAUUUAAGUUAAGCGUCUUACACAAAGAGGAUGUCAGAAAGUUGCUUUGAAAAAACGGAGAGCACAUUCUAUACAAUAAAUAAAUAAAUGCCAAGAGCUAUGAGCAGAGCUCUCUCCUCCAGCCCCCACCCCCGCCCCACAUGGGCUCCCUAAACAUUGUCAACUCUAGAAUAUGCUGGCUCAGUCAAAAUGCAACCCUCGAAGCUUCUCUUGCUGCACCACUGCCCUGCUGAUUCAUAAUCUGGCAUGUUCCCCCUUACAACCUCUCGAUUCCUUUCUUUUUAGUGUUUGCUUUUCCAGUGUAUGACAGUGACUGGAGUUAUAAGGGCAAGAGCAAUUAAUUUUGCCUAAUGGCAAAUUAUAAGCUGAUAAAUUCUCUGUGCCCUGGGCCUUGACUAUGUAAUGCUGCCCCAGCGUUGCCAUAUUUUGAAGAGAGAAAAAAAGAGGACACAUUUGCCGACUUCUACAUUUAACUAUGGAUCGCUUUGACGACUCUACCCAUGAAAAAAGAGGACGUGUCCUGGAAAAAGAGGACAUAUGGCUACCCUAGUGGAUGCUUCUGCAGACAGGACUUUCCCUCUCUGAUGAUAGCGACACAAAACCCACCUUAACUCCUUUGAACAUCCGCUCCAUGCCUGUUAGGCCAAUAACUGCCGCUAGGUGGAAGCAUUGCUCCUUUAGCAUAAUUUAGCAAUGUUUAACAAGUGCAAAGCCAAAUACAGCAGCGGUAACUACCUUGCUAAGGCAGUUCCAUACUUCUCAUUGUUUUAUGUCAUGCCGGCCUUGUGUACAGCUAUUUUAGCAUCACCAGCAGUAGCUGGCAAGCACUGCGCCCGCUGCAUCGAGGCUGACGGAAGGCCUUCCUGCUUGAGAUAUAGCGAAAUGUGGCAGGGGAUGAUGAACAGGGAGCAGGGCCCUGCUAGGAGCUGAGAAACAGGCAGGUCUCCCAUGGCCACUUAGAGCCACAACUCCCAAAAGCAGGAGCUGCUGAUCCUGGUUAGUGCCUCUGACACCUCAGGUUCCUUCAGUUGGUGGAGCAGGUCACCCGAGGUAAUAAGAAUACUAACCUCAGCGCUCCCAAGAAGUGGAAACCCUUCUUCACUCAAGGUGUCCCUGCUUUUCCGACACCAGAGAGCAGAUGCAUGCGUCAUGAUUUCCUGCAUGGACUGACGGCCCUUUGUGGACGUUGUCUUCCCAGUCAGCUUACCCAGGAGGAGGAGAGGGCGGAAAUGUCAUACUGUAUGCUGCAGUAUUCAGACACACCCAAAGCACUGAGGCUUCUUCUCUUGCUCAGCUGUCCAUGGCUCCCUGCCCCUCUGCCUCCUCCCUGGCCUCUGCUCACCCAUCCUUUAUUUGACUUUGGGUUAAGCAUCUCUGCAGUCCCAGGGAGAUGCCACUGCUCUUUUUGCUCUGCCAUUGGCUCACUCCCCACCCCCUGGCUGCCUCUGGGCCAAUGGGAUUGCUAGAAAGCACAGCUUCUGAAAUGUUUUUAACUCAACCCCUAAAGGAUGAAGUACCUUGCUCAGUUGUUCUAUACAUUUUAUAUUUGAAUUGUUCGCUAUGUGCGAUUGUUGAAACUGUUUUUCUAUGUGUAGUAGUUUUAUCAUAUGUUGACAGUAUUGUAACUCGUUCUCAGAUGCCUGAUAGGAAGAGAUUCAUAAAUGAGAAUAAUAAUACUGGAUACAUAAAUGAAAUGAUGAUGUUCUUGAGGAGCAUAGGAAGCUGUUGCGAUAGUUACGCUGUUUUAAAAAUACAGCAUUAAUAUCAGUUGAAGCAAUUUACAAUCAGAAGAAUGAGAAGGGUCCUAAGACGUCACCUAGAAGGAGAUUCCGACUAAACAUCAGGAAGAACUUUCUGACAGUAAGAGCUGUUUGACAGUGAAAUGGUUUCCCUCAGGAGGUUGUGGACUCUCCUUCCUUGCAGGUUUUUUUUUAUAGCAGAGGUUGGGUGUCUGUCAUGAAUGCUUUAGUUGAGAUUCCUGCAUUGCAGGGGGUUGGGCUAGAUGAUCUCUGGGGUACCUUCCAACGCUACAAUUCUAUGUACUUAUCUCAGCUGUAAAAAGCCAGGGUAAAGAAAUGCUCCUGUAGCAUAUGUUGAAAACUUUGCUAGGUGUACCUCUAUGUGGAGGGAAUAACAUAGUUUAGGGGCUGCUACAGAGAAUAAUCCCUCCCAUAUGGCCACCCCCCAAAAAAAAUUUCCACUAGCAACCCCCCUCCAAAAGAAGCAUUGUAUGAAGAACUUCAUAGACCUGGCUUGGCGCUGACUUCAGGCUUGGCACUCUGGGCAGGGUAUGGCUCAUAACACGGGCUUCCCUGAAAUACCCGACAACUUUAAAUGUUAAUCCAAACCAGGCUACAGGGUGCUUUCUGAAGAGGAGAUGGCAGCCUCCUAUCACACAGCCUCUUGCCCUGAGUCUCCCUCCUCGCUGCCAACUUCUCCUUGUCUGCCUUUGUGGAAAGAGGAGAAGCAGGGAGUGUUUGUGUGGCCUAAGGGUGUCCGCCCCAUCCCUGCCAGCUCUCGCCGUCAGCCCCCGCGGGGAAGCUGAAUGCUCUUCUAUCCGCUGGCUCGGCCUCCGAAACCUCUUCCUCCUGCUGACGCUUCUCCCAAUUGAACUCUGUGCCCUGCCUCCCACCGGCCCCUAAAUAAAACAUCCCUGGAACGAGGUGCUGCACCUGAGACGGCUAUAUAAAUAUUGACGGGAUGAGAAUAGCUCCAGGCGGAGCUGUUUUUAGUGCUGCCUCAACUGCUCCCUUGGCCUUAACCACAGAACCUCCCGGGCCAAGGGCCUGACACGUGCUGAGGCGGCAGCUGACAGGGAGGACCAGCUCGCCUCCUCCGCUCCGCCCUGUGCCACGUUGGACUGGCAGACGGGAGUGCCCAGCCCAGGCAGUCAAUGACACAACAGCUUCCCAGCCUUGAGCUGCGAUGGCAGAGGAGGAAGAGGAAACACAAGCAGGUGCAGGGGGAAAGGAGGCUCUUAUUCAGGCAUCCCCAAACUUCGGCCCUCCAGAUGUUUUGGACUACAAUUCCCAUCAUCCCUGACUACUGGUCCUCUUAGCUAGGGAUCAUGGGAGUUGUAGGCCAAAACAUCUGGAGGGCCGCAGUUUGGGGAAGCCUGCUCUUAUUGCCACAGGGGAAAGGCCUGCAAGGGAUCCAGGGGAGGAAACUCUGCAGCUUAGUAGGAAAUGGUGGGGUUUUUUAUUUUAUUCAUUAUGUAUACAGUCCUGGGUUUAAUUUCCCAUUGAAGAUAUCAAGUAUUGGGGCUGGGAGGGUAUUUUCCCCCCAAGAGACCCACAAAGAGAUGCAGCCAGUCAGCCCUGUGCUUGAUGGGUCUUUGGGAAAGUAAUAGGUAAACACAAGAGGGAUUAAUUCCUGCCUGCCCAAGGUGGGCCAUUUGACAAAUAUGGAUGAGGGUAAAGCAGGCGGCAUUCCUUUCUACUUUCCAGAUUCCCCAAUCAUUCGCCCUGCUUGGUGUACCAUGUCUGAAGUGAGCUGCGCUAAAUCAGUGGGGUGACAGGGUCCCAUUAGAAGCCAUGUGGGGCCCCGAGAUAUUUCCUUUGCACAUGCAUCUGCUCAGGCAGAUCUGGCUCUUGAUGGACGAGUCAGAAGGAAGCGGCCCAGCUGGACUGGGGUGGAGGAAAUGGAUCUAUGCUUCUCUGCAAUCCUUUGGAGAGUCUUCUGGAGCAAAGCAGAGCCAUUUUCAAACUGGCCAGCCUGCUAUAUUUGUGGACUAAGCUGUGAAUCAGCUUGUUUUCCUUUUCUUAUGCAGGUUGUAUAGGUUACACAUAUAUUUACUGAUGUAUUAACCACUUUCCAUUGAACAACGGGUUUCUUGCCUUGCUGUCUUAUUCGCUGACAGUGUUUGGUUUGCUUUGAAUCAUAACCAGCAUCCAUUCUGUUCUUGGCUAAACCACGCAGGUUUGUGGUUCCACCAGAUUCUCUGUCUCAGGUCCAAAUCAGAUGUGAUGUGAGCCGCCCGUUAUCAACCACCCAACACCCUUUUCGUGGGUUAAAAGCACCUGUGAGAGAAGCAGUCAUUUGAAAACAGGCCAUGAUGACACUUGAGGGGGGGGUUAACAUUUCCUCCCCACACCACAACCCCAGUCAAAAACCCCUUCCGUGCAAUUGCAGUUGGCUGUGAGCAGCAGGUGGGGGGCAGAAAAACUGAUAGCCAUAUAUUUCCUAUCUCUCCUUCUCCCACCCCCAUGGCUAACAGCAGGUUGGGGGGGGGGCUGAGAUCAGAGGUACUAUAUGGGGGGAAGUAGUUAAGCCCCUUCCCUUGCACCAUGGCUCUGCCACCCUUUCAGCUGUGUUUAAUAAAUGGGAUGCCUGAUCAAGAAUCUCCCAAAUCAUGUUUAAAUUGAUCCUCGGUGCAUGUAGGUUUGUGUAGUAUUUUUGUUGUAAUACUCUUGGAUGACAUUCGGCUAAGUUUUAGUCAGAGUAGACCUUUUGAAAUUAAUGGACAUAACUUAGUCGUCUUCAUAAUAUUCAGUUAAUGAUUGAAUAUGUCGAUUAAAGAUGACAUACUGCAAAAAAUUUUUUGAAAAAAUUAAUAUCAGUGAGUGGGUCUAUUCUGAGCAAAACACAGCAGAAAACCACCCAUUAUGUACUGUUUUUAUGUUGCAUGCUGCCUAGAGAUCUUUUAAAAACAUUAAGCUUGUGAGUUUAUAAAUGUUUUAAAUAAAUAAAACAACAGCAAAUCUAUUUUGCAUUAAAAAAGUGCUACCUUUUGACCUCAGUGUGUACCUCUGAAUUGCAUUACUGUGGCAAUGAGGCAUGCGUGUAAAGCUGGAGCAAAAAAAGAAAAGAAAAAAGGGGAAGUUAAUGCCUAUCUGCAUUCAUAAAUUUAUUAUACCUUCUUGUAACUCAGAGCAUGAGUAUCAGCCCAUAUUAUUCUGGCAUGUUCUUUUGUCUCUGAAACUAAUUUGAUGCAUAGCUAAGCUAGAAUGUGUUUUUAAUGCUUCCUUCAUCUUAUAUACAUGGUUUUAUGUUCUCUUCUGUUGUUCCUAAAUAACCAUUUUUGUUUCGUUUGUGUGAUUUGCCUUGGUUAUACAAA